Messenger RNA from Ostrea edulis (European flat oyster), 1557 nucleotides. RefSeq lists its product as uncharacterized. Gene Ontology annotation, molecular function: zinc ion binding. The transcript has a single exon. Bases 1 to 1557 code for a protein of 518 amino acids. Lineage: Eukaryota; Metazoa; Mollusca; Bivalvia; Ostreida; Ostreidae. The record is from RefSeq and is a predicted model, not a curated record.
AUGGCUGACGUGAACCUGACAUGUUCCGUCCAUUGUAACGACUUGUUACCGCUGUUUUGUAAAGACUGUGACCACCUCCUGUGUUGUGACUGUGUAACACGUGACCACGCAGGACAUAAACUCUGUAACGUAACGGAUGUGAUUGAAUUUCAUCAGCAGGAACUACAUGACGUUUUAAAGAAUGAAAAGUCAAUACAGUUUCUAGAGAGACUCGUUGUCGAUUCACAAGGAGAGCAGAAUCUGUUAGCUCAGCACACGGAAGAUCUUCUCCGAAAUGUUAUCGACAGAGAAGAAGAAAUCAUUGCUCAAGUGAGAGUUUGGAGGGAGAAUAUAAUGAACACGAUCAUUAAAUUCAGGGACGAGCGUGACAAAUAUUUGCAGGAGAAAAAAAGUACCAUCUCCGCUUUACUCAAUAAGAGAGAGGGAGGCUUUCACGUUGAAUCAGAGAGAAGUAAAUUGGAAAUAACACGUAUCAAUUAUGAAGUGCGACGUCUUCUUGCAGACGCGAGGAAUUCGUCUGGCGGUGAGUCGUCUGAUCUGAUUGAGUUUGAAAUAGGGCCGUCAAGUGGAGAUUUAAAUGACAUGUUUGGGAAACUAUCGGAAAAGGAAAUGUCAUCAGAUGAAAUUACUAUCGAUGAGGCUCAAAAAGCACAGGAUAUGAGAGAGGGUGAAGACGUUGAAGAGGAGUUCUAUGACUGUGAAGAUUUACAGAGGUACAAAUUUCGUACAAAACCAAUCAGAGAUGUCAUACCCUUACAAAACCUCCACACGUUUCUUCUGAGUUCAGAUACAGUAUACCUUUAUGAUUUGAAUAAAGAGGAUUUUGAUGCGAAAACCAUUUUGUCCAACGUGCAUCAGAUUACUCACAUACCUACCUCUGGUGAUGUACUAUGUGUGAUGAUGAGUUGCAAAGAAAUAAAACGUAUUUCAGAUGGGAAUACAAUCACAACGUUUGUGUAUACCAUAAAAGACAAUGAGAUGUUCAAAUCCGUGAGUUCAGGCGGGAAUGAAGCGUACGCAUGUGCAUCACAGGAAGACUACAAAGAGAAAACAUAUUAUUCCAAUACAUUUAGAAUUAAUCUAUUCAAUGAAUCUGGAGUGAUAUUAAAAACAUUUGAUUUUGGUACCGUUCAUAGAUGCGGCUAUCGGAGUGUGAUGAAAACCAGCAACAAAAACAACUACAUCUGUGCCAAGUCGAACAGAGUCGAACUAAUCAAUUUGCAACAAGGCAAAGAAAUACAAUCCUAUACAGGAUCCGUGGGAACUGAUCCCGCAUCUAGAUUCUGUACAAUGGGGAUGACAACAGACAACGAAAAUAACAUCUUACUGGCUGUCCGAAAUGACAACGCCAUCCAUCUUCUGGACAAGUCUUUGACAUUCCAGAAACUUCUGAUGACUGCUGAGGACGGUCUUUAUUGUCCGUCGUCUGUCGCUCUAGACAGGGAUGAUUAUCUAUGGGUAGGAUGUGAAGACGGACACUUACUUAUAGUGAAUUAUCAAUAUCUACUCAACACGGACAGACAAACAAGGCUUAAACUUAAACACCGGGUCAUUUGA